Messenger RNA from Microbotryum saponariae, 429 nucleotides. Lineage: Eukaryota; Fungi; Basidiomycota; Microbotryomycetes; Microbotryales; Microbotryaceae. The record is from the annotation of a GenBank genome assembly.
AUGGACUCCCUGCGACACACACCGCCACUACCACAAGCAAAUCCAGCGUCCCUAGUAGGGAGAGAUAAGGAAAAAGAGACCAAGACCAAGCGUAAGAAAUUCACGAGAAGGAGGAAGAAGAAGGCGGCUGACACGAUCAUCGAGAACGAGGCGACCACGGGACCAGAGGAGGGCGCGAAGAAGAAAAAGAAAAAGAAAAAGAUGAGGUCAUGGCCUGUGCGAGAACGAGAAAAGGAGCAAGUCUUGUCCCCGGCGAAGAGCGAGGCGUCUGUAAAAUCCUCCGGCUACGCUGUGAAAGGCACGAGAUUGCUCUCGAGCCUCACUGAUUCCGAAUCCAAACAGAAAGGAUCAAAUGGUGUAUUCGCAGGCGAAGAAAGACUACCAAAAGGACUAAGGUCAAGAGGCGCCCGUGGCGCCGCGCGCAAGUAA